UACCCACGGAGGCGUGGGUGUGUGUGUGUGUGUAUGUGCUGCAGACAGCAGCCGACAACUGGCUGCGUAGUCUUUUCAGAGUUUUUCUGCUGUUUAAACAACAUGAAAAAGAACAUAUUAUAAGUCCUCGUAAUCGAAUUAAUAUGCUAACAUAUGAAAAACUCUAUUGAUCUCUCUUGCAUCUUCGUUUUCUUCAUAACUUAUACCUAUAACCUGUGGUUGAUAGAUUUGACAUUUCAGACACCAUCUGGACAUUAAUAUUCGCAAUUUAGUUCAACAUAUCUCGAUUCAAAAUGAAUUGCAUUUUGGCUGUGAAGAUGUACAUUACCAAAAUGACCGAUGAGAGUGGUCCUGGCAUGAAAGUUCUCUUGAUGGAUAGAGAAACCACUAGUAUUGUGAGUAUGGUGUACGGUCAGUCAGAAAUCCAGCAAAGAGAAGUUUAUUUAUUUGAGCGCAUUGAUGCUGGGAAUCAAGAGCCCAUGAAACAUUUAAAAUGCAUUGCUUUCUUGAGGCCAACUAAAGAAAAUAUCCACACGCUUGCCAUGGAGUUGCGUAGACCACGAUAUGGCUCAUAUUAUAUAUACUUCAGUAAUAUAACUCCUAAAGCUGAUAUAAAAACAUUGGCAGAAGCUGAUGAGCAGGAGGUUGUGAGGGAAAUACAAGAAUUCUACGGAGACUUUCUAGCUAUGGGUCCCCACUUAUUCUCAUUGGGGAUCCCUAUCAUGUAUCAAGGGAGUGGUUGGGACCACGAUAUUUUGACUCGAUGUGUUCAGGGAGUUACCUCAGUUUUGCUGUCACUUCAAAAAAAUCCAUUUAUUCGCUAUCAAAGUAAUUCCAAAAUGGCUAAGAGAUUGGCAGAAACAAUUCGGCAAGUAUUAUCUAAAGAGUCAGAGUUGUUUGAAUUCCGACAAAUGGGCUCACCUCCACUACUGCUUAUAUUGGAUAGAAGAGAUGACCCAGUGACGCCUCUGCUAAAUCAGUGGACUUAUCAGGCUAUGGUUCAUGAACUCCUGUCCAUCAAUAACAAUCGAGUGAGUCUGGGACAUGUACCAGGCAUAUCCAAAGAACUGAAGGAGGUGGUACUUUCUGCCGAACAGGAUGAGUUCUAUGCAGAUAAUUUGUACCUGAACUUUGGUGAAAUUGGACAAACAAUCAAAGAGCUGAUGGAUGACUUCCAAAAACGUGCCAAAAGUAACAGGAAACUUGAAAGCAUCCAGGACAUGAAAAAUUUUGUUGAAGCUUAUCCACAGUUUAAAAAAAUGUCUGGCACAGUCUCCAAACAUGUGGUGCUUGUAGGUGAACUAGCAUCAUUGAUGGAGCGCCACAAUCUCCUAGAAGUCUCUGAGACAGAACAAGAACUAGCAUGCCAAGAAGCCCAUUCUCAGCAUUUACAGCAUGUCAAAAGACUCAUAGCGAAUGAAAAAGUACGCCAUGAGGAUGCAGCCAAGCUUGUCAUGCUUUAUUCAUUACGCUAUGAAAACCAUUCCAACAAUGACACAAGUGGUUUGAUAGAAUCAUUGAAACGAAGGGGUGUGUCCGAUAGACUAGUUAAGAUGGUUAGGAAUGUUAUUGAAUAUGGGGGAGCUCACGCUCGACAAAGUGAUUUAUUUGGCCAGCAGGACGCUGUAGUACAGGUCACAAAAAGGUUUUUUAAGGAUCUUCGUGGUGUUGAGAAUGUUUACACUCAACAUAAGCCAUUGCUUGUUGGAACUUUGGAAGACCUAGCCAAAGGACGAAUUAAGGAAUCUGCCUUUCCAUUCCUAGGCAACAAUAAUAAUGCUGCUACCAAAAGACCUCAAGAUGUUAUAGUCUUCAUCAUAGGAGGAGCAACUUAUGAAGAGGCCUUAUCUGUUCAUCAGAUGAAUCAAACUUCAUCACUAGGCAUUAGAGUCAUUCUGGGAGGCAGCACAAUUCACAAUUCCACUACAUUCUUAAAUGAAGUUGAUGCUGCCAGUACUAAAAGCCGCAGCCAAAACUUGUAGAAAGAAAAUGAAAAUUAUAUUUUACAUUCUAUUUCAAAAUAUAUAAAGAGACUUUAUUGAACCUAUUAUUACUAUCAAUUUGCUUUAAGUACUGUGGCUUAAUGAUAUAUAUCACCAUCUCUUGCAACUUCCCCAUCUAGAAUACACUUCCUGACAUUUCACCUGUUUAAUGUCAUAUCUCCAAGAGUCAUUAAAGAUUAUUGUUAAAUAAAAUCUAUAAAUAGUUGC
Thrips palmi is the source of this 2210-nucleotide messenger RNA. RefSeq names its product vacuolar protein sorting-associated protein 45 (gene Vps45). The transcript is spliced from 13 exons. Gene Ontology annotation, biological process: vesicle-mediated transport; intracellular protein transport. Gene Ontology annotation, cellular component: Golgi membrane. The record is from RefSeq and is a predicted model, not a curated record. Bases 294 to 1982 code for a protein of 562 amino acids. NCBI's taxonomy places the organism in Eukaryota, Metazoa, Arthropoda, Insecta, Thysanoptera, Thripidae.